CAUCUAGAUACGUGUUAUUGUCAGAUAGAUAUAACGUUUGUUAGCCGGUGCAUUCAAAUCGACACAUCCGAGUUCGAGGAGGCCGCAGACAUAUUGCAGCAUGCUGAGAACAAUUCCACAACAAAGUAUCAAUAUUCAUGAAAUAACUUACAAACAUGACGUCCGGUUUCCCAUUUAGAGAGGACAUUUUUGUUUUUAUGAUCAAAAUUAACACCCGUAGUGUCAAAAGUACCCCAAAAUGUAUAUAUUGUUACUAAACUUCCUGACUCCUCCAACGUGUUCAGAACGUAGAAUAACCCCGCCCCUUUUGGAAAUAUCAUUGGGUAGUACAACGGUCACUCAACAGACUAUCCAAUCAUUAGUCACGAAGAAAACAUCGUAUGUCAGUUCUCCAGCCCAGCAGGACGCGACACUGGAAAAUAUGAUAUGCUCGUGCAUGGCCAAAACUAAAGGUGAAAGGUUACCAAAACGUCGACAAACACAAACGCGCUAGCUAGUCUGCUUGGAUUAUUUAAAAUGGCUAAAAUACAGUUGUUGAGAAUGUUUCUCAACCAGCGUUUAACAGCAGCUGCUGAGGAGAUAUUUGGGGCUGUUGAGAAAACGAUAGCAGAGUACCAGGAAGAAGUGUAUCGUUCAAAAGAGGAGAACGGCCGUCUACAGAGGCAGCUUGAUAUCGUUCUCAAACCACAAAAGAUACAAUUACAAAGGACAGACCUCCAGCAGCUCUCUCUCACUGUCUUCGAAGAGGAGGUUCCCACUGAGCAGCAACACUGUGAGCAGGAAUGGAGCCCCAGUCUGGGGCAAGAAGACCCAGAGCCCACUCAGAUUAAGGAGGAACAACAGGAGCAACACAGGACCAUGCAGGAGGAAGAGUUUCAUAAUGACUUCUUCAUAAUUAGCUCUAAUGACUGUGUGAAAAGUGACUAUGAUCAGGAAGAGGACUCAUGUCAGCCCUCACAUCUUUACCUAACCCAAAGUGAGGAAUAUGGACAGGGAGCCUCUCUAACAAGCACUUCAACGGAACCGAUCAAAACAGAACCUGAUGGAGAGGGCUACAUGUCAUUAGAACCAACCAGGGAACCUCAGCCCCUCUCUGUGGUAAAUCCGGUCUGUUCUCCAACCCCAAGUAAAUACAGGGAAGGUGUAGAAGAGGAAAAGGAACCUUGGAUUAGGUUUAAGCCACUCAAAUCAAAGAAAGCACAGAAAAUAGCAAGCCAUAGCUCCGGUAUGUGGAAAAAAGGAAGGAAAUCCACAGAGUCAUCCCAUAUGAACCCACACAGUCAAAGCCUUACUACUCCCUGUUGGUGUGGUGUGUGUGGAAAUAAAUGUUACUCUGUGAGUUUUUUAAUAAAACAUACACGAGAACACACAGAGGAUAUAGGCCUAGAUUGCCUUUGUGGUAUCUGUGGAAAACACUUUGAGUCCAAAGAAAUUCUCAUAGAGCAUCUCCAAACUCACAUGAAAAAUCUUUUUUGUCACUUAUGUGGUCAAUGUUUCAACUGGACUAGUAAUCUGAAAAGACACAUGAUGAUUCACACAGGGGAAAGACCCCAUCGCUGCAGUGACUGUGGCAAAGGCUUUAGGUCGAGUGAUUGUCUGACAAAGCAUAGGAGGAUUCACACAGGGGACAAACCGUUUCCUUGCCCGGUUUGCCACCGUGGUUUUAACAGAAGAGAUAACCUGAAAGUGCAUAUGAGAGUUCACACAGGGGAGAGACCGUACAUGUGUUCUGAAUGCUAUAAAUGUUUUGCCACGUUAACGUCACUGAAUAAGCACCAGACAAUGCACAAUGAGGAACGACCAUAUGUGUGCACCGAUUGCGGUACGCGCUUCAAAGCGCUUGAAUCUCAAAGAAGGCACAUGAAGAGUGUUCACAACAAGAAGGAGAAUACAACAUGAGAGUGCCAUGUAUGGGUUACGGUAUCAGAUAGAAGAUUGAGGCGCAUUCUAACCGCCAUUGGACAGGAGAACAGCCCUUUAGGACACACACAUUGCAUUAUGGAAUCAGUGCAGUAGUUACCAUUACUUGUUAGUAUCCAUUACCAAUUAGUUUACCAAAUGCAAAUAGCAGACAGAAGUUAUUUAUGUGCCCGUGUUUCUAUAAAGUGUCACAUUCUCUAACUUGUUGAAAGCCAAGCUCAUUUUAUUUUCAUUAAUCCACCGUGGGAUGCAUUUAAUUGGCUGUAAGGAUGGAUCCGGCAUAACCCAAAUCCAGGCCUACACAAACCCAACCACCGAACUGAUCUGUAUAGAUUAGAUCUGAUGUUGACCUGUUAUGAUAGGAAUGAAAAUUAUCUUCAACAUUCUGAAUAAAGUUAGCAUUUUUGUUCUCAA
This is a messenger RNA of Salvelinus namaycush (lake trout), 2334 nucleotides long. Its product is annotated as zinc finger and SCAN domain-containing protein 12-like. The coding region runs from base 517 to 1899 and encodes 460 amino acids. The transcript has 2 exons. Gene Ontology annotation, biological process: regulation of transcription by RNA polymerase II. NCBI's taxonomy places the organism in Eukaryota, Metazoa, Chordata, Actinopteri, Salmoniformes, Salmonidae. Gene Ontology annotation, molecular function: DNA-binding transcription factor activity; RNA polymerase II cis-regulatory region sequence-specific DNA binding. The record is from RefSeq and is a predicted model, not a curated record.